Beauveria bassiana ARSEF 2860 is the source of this 1224-nucleotide messenger RNA. RefSeq names its product rRNA-processing protein UTP23. The transcript is spliced from 3 exons. The coding region runs from base 1 to 1224 and encodes 407 amino acids. The record is from RefSeq and is a predicted model, not a curated record. NCBI's taxonomy places the organism in Eukaryota, Fungi, Ascomycota, Sordariomycetes, Hypocreales, Cordycipitaceae.
AUGCGAAUAUUACGCCGCCCGGCGCUUGCGGCCUCAUGGGCGUCUCCUCCCUCACCUCAGCUGCGCAUAGUGCUUAUCUCGUCGCGGGGCCCCGGCCGCGCGCUCGCACUCACGACGCUCGCAGAGGAGCGCAGCGCUGGCGACAGUGGUGCCGCGCAGAAUAACGACGAUUCGAUACACGGCGAGCAACAGCAUACGAGACACCCGCAGUCGCCGCGGCUUCCCUUUCGAUUCGAGACGGGCAUCGGCGUAUUUGCGAAGCGCCCGCCACGGCCUUUUCCGCCUCCUUUUUCUUCACGUCCGUCAGUUUCAUUUUCUGAUCCUCUUAGCACGCACCGUGCCAUUGUCGAUGGCGAAGAGAUCCGCGGCCUCACCAACGGCGACGAUGCCGUCUACGCCAGCGACUUUUUCAUCUGCGCCAACGACGGCGUGGGGGCCUGGGCGACUCGACCACGCGGUCACGCUGGGCUAUGGGCUCGGCUGAUUCUCCAUUUCUGGGCGUCCGCGAUAGAGGAGGAGCUGAAUCGCGUGGCGACCGGCAGCGUGGACGGCGAGGCGGAUACGGAGCCGCACCCUGUCGCCUGCCUCUCUGCGGCGUAUAAAAAGACACUCGAAGCGACGAGCGCGCACGACUGGCAGGGCACGACGACAGCAUGCGGCGCGCAGCUGCACUAUACGACACCGCUCGGCAGCAGCGGCCCGCCCGUACCGCUUCUGUACGUCACCAACCUCGGCGACUGCCAGGUCAUGGUGGUGCGCCCGCGCGACAAGUCGGUCGUCUUCAAGACGCGCGAGCAGUGGCACUGGUUCGACUGCCCGCGGCAGCUCGGCACCAACAGCCCCGACACGCCCGAGGGCAACGCCGUCGUCGACCGCGUCGAGCUACAGGUCGGCGACGUGGUGCUUGCCAUGAGCGACGGUGUCAUUGAUAAUCUGUGGAGCCACGAGAUUGUCGAGAUUGUAACGACGAGCAUUGAUGGCUGGGAAAAGGCCGAGCUCAAGACAACGACAGCGACGGCCACGCAGCGAAGAGGCCGAAACGGCGGGAUGCGCAAGGCCGCGCAGGAUCUCGUUUCCGCGGCGAGGAACAUUGCGUCGGAUCCGUAUGCGCAGAGCCCAUUUAUGGAGCACGCCAUUGAAGAGGGCCUUGCCAGCGAAGGAGGCAAGAUGGAUGACAUCAGCGUAGUCGCUGCUCUCUGUGUUGAAAACAGCGAGGAGCCAUGA